Messenger RNA from Porites lobata, 3162 nucleotides. Lineage: Eukaryota; Metazoa; Cnidaria; Anthozoa; Scleractinia; Poritidae. The record is from the annotation of a GenBank genome assembly.
AGGAGGUCUAAGUUUCUCUUCUAGAAUCAAGUGUCAGACGUUUUCUGUUGUGAUGGUUGAAACUCGCAUUUUUCGGUCUCUGCUCCCUGACUACAAUAUUUUUAAGUCUAUACCUGUUCACCGGAUAGCCGUACUGCUACUCGCUCUAACGAUAUCCGGAGCUCACGUGAAAGGAGACGAAGCACUAAGGGACACCGAAGUAGAUCAGAAGGAAGCGAGUUCGGGACAAAAUGUCGAGGUGGACACCAGAAAUGAUAGCUGGAUAGAGAACCUGAUGUGGAGCCUACUUGCCUAUGCAACAAUUAUGGUCCCCUCGGCUUUAAUCAUCCGUAUGCUCAAGAACUCAAACUUUAAUGAACGAAGUGGUAAGAUGUUUGCUCUCUUCGUGUCACGUGUACACCCUGUCGUUGCGCAUGUAUGUUUUUGUUUAAAAACGUUUUUAUUUUAUUUUCGUUUCUUCUUUAUUUAAUUUUAGACGAAGGAUUUUUGUAGGUGUUGCUAAUGAACCGUGUUGCUGUAGUAGCUCGAUAUUUUUGAACAUAAAUUUUUAUUUAAAAAGUAACCUAGUUAUUUCAACAAAUCUUUCAGACAAAGAUAUACUGCUGUUUGGUAUUAUUGGAUGGUGAGGACGAGAUAUUUGUGAAUCAUAUUUUAUUACUGGCAAAACAAUACGUAUACUCUUGCAGACAGAACAAAUAUUCUCACUGCAUUAGAGUUCUUAAUUCUAAAAUUAAGACAGCUGUUUUCUUAAUCGAGACAAUGAUCGCUAAGUCAAACAAUAAGACGUCCUACAAUAUGAAAUGGAGCAAAUAUAAAUCUGAUUAUAUUUAGCAUACGAUCCUUUCGCCGCUUACUUCAUUUAUUAUUAAUUUUUAUUAAUUUUUUCGUGUAAAUAGACAAGAAUGUACUGGGGUGUGUUUCUUUCUCACUUUUUUAUCAGUAUGUAAUUGUGUGUGAGUUUGUGAUGUAUAUAUGUUUAGUUUUCUUUUCUUUUUUUUUUAUUUUCCUAGAUGUUCAUAAGGGUUAGUGUGUAAAAAAAUGUAAUACAUAACAAAAUAAAAAUUCAUUAAAAUACAAAAAAAAAAGUUAUUUCAACAAAGAAAGUAGCACAGGAAACGAGAGAGAUCGCUUACUGUCAUUCCUUUCUCUGACUCGCAGGGAGUUUCAGUAACUUAAAGGCCACAAGUAAAUAAUGAAAUUCUUUGGACCACGUGCAGGCCAACUUAAAUUUUGUCCCUUAAUACAGAUGUUGACAGUCAAGUAUUUGUGUCAAGGCUACACCCCCCAUCCCUCCCCCCAUUCAGGCUAGGGGUGGGGAUAACUUGGGAGAUAUAUCAUGAUCAUGGGACAUCAUGCUGUGGUUGACAUAUGCUUUCCUUGGUUCAUCUUUUGAGGUUGUCACUUUCUUGCUCAAGUAUUUCACUUGCUUCCUAUAAUAAUUACGAUUGUUAUGACAAAGAUGUUUCUAUGUGUCUGACAGAUUUAUGAUACUUAUAAAUUAACUGCUGACUUGUGAAAUUCCUCUCAGAGAUUUUCUGCUUCCUUUGUUAAUACAUUCUGUCUAAAACUGUGAAACAUUACAAACUAGACACGUUACAACCUAGACGUUCUGUCUAGUUUGUAACGUUUUGUUGGACAAUGCUCAUAUAUUAAAAGUUUCUUUAACUGGACAGUGUCUUAUUAUUUAAGACCAAAACAUGUACAUAAUGUGUGGUUGCAUGAUUUUGCAUUGUAUUUUUAUCAUCUCCUGAAAAUACAGCCUAUUUCUUUUUGCCUUCUUAGGAACUAGCUGCUUGUUGUGCUCAAUUCAGCUGUGUGUUUUUAGUGCUCCUCAUAUAGAAUCUGCAGAUGUCGAAGAGGGUGGCAUCGAAGGAAGUUCCUCAAAGGACGAAAGCUUGCCCCCACCGAGUUUUUCCCAAACAAGCAUCAAGCUCUUGUUUUGCGCAGGUGGUUUGCAACUGACAUACCUCACCUGGGGUGUCCUACAAGAGCAAAUAGUGACACAAACUUAUGAAGAGCACCUUCCUGAUGGCUCAGUCACGACAUUGAAAUUCACAAACUCUCAGUUCCUAGUAUUUGUAAAUCAUUCACUUGCUUUAGUCGUAGCAUCAGCUUGUAUUUUGUUCACUCACCAGCCACGCCACACUGCACCCCUUUACAAGUAUUGCUAUUCAUCCUUUUCAAAUACUUUGAGCAGCUGGUGUCAAUAUGAGGCCCUUAAGUAUGUCAGCUUUCCAACCCAAGUUCUUUGUAAAACAUCCAAGAUCAUUCCAGUAAUGAUCAUGGGCAAGAUAGUGUCCAACAAAUCCUACCCCUGCCACGAAUAUGUUGUUGCUGUUCUACUCUGUGUGGGCGUCAGUCUGUUUCUCCUGGCAGCAGAUCCAUCAGGGAAGCGAACGUCUGCUGCUACCACUUUUUCAGGAGCUAUAUUACUUCUGGGACACGUGGCGUUUGAUAGUUUCACUUCCAACUGGCAAUCGGAACUGUUCUCAGUAUACAAGAUGUCAACCAUCCAAAUGAUGUUUGGCGCAAACCUGUUCUCUUGUCUCUUCACAGUGUGGUCAAUGAUUGCGGGUGGAAAUUUUUUAGCGGCAGUUGGGUUUAUGAUGACCCACCCAAAGUUUCCCUACCAUGCCACAAUACUGUCACUGACUUCAGCGACAGGUCAGCUUUUUAUUUUUUACACCAUACAGUCUUUUGGGCCAAUUGUGUUUACCAUCAUCAUGACCAUUAGAAUGAUGCUGAGUUUCAUGUUGUCAUGCAUUAUUUAUAAUCACCCAUUGUCUGCUCAAGCUGUUUUUGGAGUUAUUGUUGUGUUUGUUGCACUGUUAUUGCGUGUGUAUGCUAGGUAUAGUGCAAAACUGUCUUCAGAGGGGUGUACCCCUUUGAAGACGAUUAAUGUAUGACCUUGUUAAUAACUGCAGAUUUACGUCAAGAUAUGGUGUUGAAUUUUUGUUUAACAGUACAGUUUCAAUCUUUCAGUAAAAUUUUGUACUGUAGAGGAUUGUUAAACAAAAUGCGCCUUAACCCUGUAACACUCAAUAGUGACCAGCGUCAAUUUUCUCCCAACAAUACCCAUACAUUGUAAAGAGAAAUGGUAAUAUGAAUUAAUGAAAUGGUCACCUUACAGGAAAUGUUUUGAUCUUUCAUCAAACCCUCUCC